Molecule: messenger RNA, 15395 nt
Organism: Jaculus jaculus (lesser Egyptian jerboa)
Lineage: Eukaryota; Metazoa; Chordata; Mammalia; Rodentia; Dipodidae
Gene: Fras1
Product: Fraser extracellular matrix complex subunit 1
Exons: 74
Coding region: 489-12563 (4024 amino acids)
Biological process (GO): cell communication
Cellular component (GO): membrane
Molecular function (GO): protein binding
Source: RefSeq, a predicted model, not a curated record
GCAGCGCCGCACAGCGCCGCGCAAACUUUCCAGCUGCCGCCCCGGGUGGCCCAGGUCUGGCGGGCACCCGGUGAAGUGGCUCUUUUGGGGGUUUCCGGUGGAGCCCCUCUGCAGACGCCUUAAAGUGACAAGAGAACUUUAAAAACUGCUCCAGAGCAACCUGCGCCGAGCUCGGAGCGACGGAUCGAGACCGAGGGGAGGGAAUGCUGCGAGACCCCAGCAGCCUGUGACCUGCAACUUUCCGGCUGGACUUGGCGUCCGCGACCCACGCGUCGCCUCCUCUCAGCUCAGUGUCAGCCCACGUUGGUGUGUGGCGUGGCCCGCGAGCUUCCCCUAGUCCGAUCGGCACCCCCAGGCACAUGUGAGUGAGUGGGGGUACUUCUCCGUCUUUCCCCGGGACGUCCGCCCGCCGUUCCCCUCCCUCCGCGCGUCCCGGGCCCCGGCGCCAAAGCCAGCAGUCCGGCCGGGAGCCGGUUCUUGGAUGCUGAAUGCUGGGCGGUUGCAGCGUGCGUGCCGCGGCGGCGAUGAGUGCCCUCGAAGUGUGGCUCGGGGUGGCCCUGGCGCUGGCGGCACUGGCAGUCUUGCCUCAACAUUGUGAAGGUGCUUGUCUCUACCAGGGUUCCUUGGUGGCGGAUGCCACAAUUUGGAAGCCUGACUCAUGCCAGAACUGUCGUUGCCAUGGUGAUAUCGUUAUCUGCAAACCUGUUGUUUGCAGAAACCCUCAGUGUGCCUUUGAGAAGGGAGAAGUGCUUCAAAUUGCUGCCAACCAGUGUUGCCCCGAGUGUGUGCCAAGGACUCCUGGAUCUUGCCGCCAUGAGGAGAAAAUCCACGAGCAUGGCACAGAGUGGACCUCUCUCCCAUGCAGCGUGUGCUCAUGCGCUCAUGGGGAGGUCACGUGCUCCCACCACCUGUGCCCACCUUUGUCGUGUGGACCUCAGGAGCUGGAAUUCCUUGCUGAAGGAAGCUGCUGUCCCAUCUGCGUGGGCCCUGGGAAACCCUGUUCCUAUGAUGGCCAAGUGUUUCAGGAUGGAGAGGAAUGGCGGCUGAGCCACUGUGCCAAGUGUGUGUGCAGAAAUGGGCUUACCCAGUGCUUUGCUGCUCAGUGCCAGCCUCUGUUUUGUAACCAGGAUGAAAUUGUAGUCCGAGUCCCUGGAAAAUGCUGCCCACAGUGUUCUGCAAGGUCCUGCUCUGCAGCUGGCCAAAUAUACGAGCAUGGUGAACAGUGGACUGAAGAUGCUUGUACCAUGUGUACAUGUGACCAGGGAGAGGUCAAGUGUCACAAACAAACCUGCCCUCCACUGAGAUGUGAAAAGGGCCAGAACAGGGCCCUGCGUCAUGGGCAGUGCUGUGAGGAAUGUGUGUCCCCUGCUGGAAGCUGCUUAUCUAAUGGGACUGUGCGAUACCAGGAAGAAAUGUGGAAGAGCUCGGCCUGUGAAUUCUGCAUGUGUGACCAUGGCCGAGUGAACUGCCACACUGGAGAGUGUGCCAAAGUGGCGUGCACGCUGGGUGAAGAAUUAGUUCACUUGGAGGGAAAAUGUUGUCCUGAAUGCAUUUCAAGGAAUGGUUAUUGUGUUUAUGAACAGAAGGCAGACAUAAUAUCUUCAAAUGCAAGUAAAAUUAAACAUAUUCCAGCAGGGGAAAAGUGGAAAGAUGGUCCUUGCAAGGUGUGUGAAUGCCAAGGGACUCAGGUCACUUGCUAUGAGCCCUCCUGCCCACCAUGUCCAGUGGCCACCCUUGCCCUGGUGGCGAAGGACCAGUGCUGCCCAGACUGCACAUCAGUUCAUUGCCACCCAGACUGCCUGACCUGCUCUCACUCACCAGAGCACUGUGACCUCUGCCAGGAUCCCACCAAGUUGCUCCAGAAUGGACGCUGUGUGCACAGCUGUGGACUGGGCUUCUACCAAGCUGGCAGGCUCUGCUUAGCUUGCCAGCCUCAGUGCUCCACGUGUACGAGUGGGCUGGAGUGCUCCUCCUGCCAGCCUCCCCUCCUGAUGCAGCACGGCCACUGUGUGUCCACUUGUGGAGAUGGCUUCUACCAAGAUCACCGCACCUGUGCAGCCUGUCACGAGUCCUGUGCAGGCUGCCGGGGCCCCACCGAGAGGCAUUGUGUGGCCUGCAGGGAUCCGCUGCAAGUGCUGAGAGAUGGCAGCUGUGAGAACACCUGUGGCAAUGGCUUCUACAACAAACAGGGGACCUGUAUGGCUUGCGACCAGUCCUGUAAGAGUUGUGGCCCUGGCAGUCCCAGAUGUCUUACGUGUUCUGAGAAGACUGUGUUGUAUGAUGGGAAGUGCAUUUCUGAAUGCCCCAGUGGGUACUAUGCUGAUGCUACUGGUAGAUGCAAAGUUUGUCACCUGUCGUGUGCCAGCUGCACUGGACCUUCAUCCUCUCAUUGUACAGCCUGCAUCCACCCUCAGGUUCUAAGUCAAGGCCACUGUCUGCCUAGCUGUGGAGAGAGCUUCUAUCCUGACCGUGGAGUCUGUAAAGCAUGUCAUGUGUCUUGCCAUACUUGCGUGGGUCCUGAUCCCUCACACUGCACGGGGUGUAGGAUGCCUGAGGCAGGACUGCAGGUGGAGCGGCCCUCGAGGGCGGAUGUUCCCUCUGGCCAGUGUGUGUCGCAGUGCAGAGCCCACUUUUACUUGGAGAGCACUGGACAGUGUGAAGAUUGCCACCCAUCCUGCCUCAUGUGUGCAGGGAAGAGCUCCCAUAACUGCACAGUCUGUGGGCCAGCUCACGUGCUGCUGGAUGGGCGCUGCCUCGCUCAGUGCCCGGAGAGCCACUUUAACCGGGAAGGUACUUGUAUAGAAUGCCACCCAACCUGCAGGCAGUGCCAUGGGCCACUAGAAUCUGACUGUGUCUCCUGUCACCCUCACGUCACUCUUAACAGUGGGAGCUGUGAGACCAGCUGCAAGCAAGAGCAGUUCCUCAACCUCGUGGGAUACUGUGCUGACUGUCAUCGUCUGUGCCAGCACUGUGUGGCCAAUCUCCAUGACACUGGCAGUGUCUGCCUGAGGUGCCAGAAUGCCCGCUACCUGCUGCUUGGGGACCACUGUGUUCCUGACUGCCCUCCUGGACACUAUGCAGAGAGGGGAGCUUGUAAAAGAUGCCACUCCUCCUGCAGAACUUGCCAGAGUGGAGGACCUUUCUCCUGCUCCUCGUGUGACCCCAGCCUCGUUCUGACCCAUGUUGGUACCUGCAGCACCACCUGCUUCCCUGGGCACUAUCUUGAUGACAACCGUUCUUGCCAGCCAUGCAGCACACAUUGUCGAAGCUGUGAUUCACAGACCAGCUGUACCUCCUGCCGAGACCCAAACAAGGUGCUGCUCUUUGGGGAAUGCCAGUAUGAGAGCUGCACCUCACAGUACUACCUUGAUGUCCCUACGAAGACAUGCAAAGAGUGUGACUGGAGUUGCAACGCUUGCAGCGGUCCUCUGCGAACUGACUGCCUACAGUGCAUGGAUGGCUAUGUUCUGCAGGACGGCGCCUGUGUGGAGCAGUGCUCACCAUCAUAUUACCGAGAUGCAGGCUUCUGCAAGCGCUGUGUCAGCCACUGUGUCCAGUGCCAAGGUCCCCAUGAGUGCACACGUUGUGAAGGGCCAUUUCUCCUCUUGGAAACCCAGUGUGUCCAGGAAUGUGGAAAGGGGUACUUUGCAGACCAUGUGAAACACAAAUGCACAGCCUGCCCUUUGGGAUGCUUACAGUGCAACCGCAGGGACCAGUGUCAUCUCUGUGACCAUGGCUUCCUUCUGAAGAGUGGCCUUUGCAUGCCGCACUGUGUCCCUGGCUUUUCCACCCAUUCAUCUAAUGAAACCUGUGCUGAAAAAAUGCACACUCCUAGUCUUCAUGUGAAUGGCUCCCUGACCCUUGCCAUUGGUUCAAUGAAGCCGCUGGACUUUUCUCUCCUGAACGUCCAACACCAGGAUGGCAGAGUGGAAGACCUCCUGUUCCACAUUGUGAGCACGCCCACCAAUGGUCAGCUGGUGCUCUCAAGAAAUGGCAAGGAGGCCCAGCUAGAAAAGGCUGGCCAUUUUAGCUGGAAAGAUGUGAAUGAGAAGAAAGUGCGUUUUGUACACAGCAAAGAAAAGCUCCGGAAAGGAUACUUUUCAUUGAAAAUUAGUGACCAACAAUUCUUCUCUGAACCACAGCUGAUCAACAUACAAGCAUUUUCAACACAGGCCCCGUAUGUGCUGAGAAAUGAGGCUCUCCACAUCAACAGAGGAGAGCGGGGAACGAUCACCACGCAGCUGCUAGACAUCCGAGAUGACGACAACCCACAGGACGUGGUCGUGGAAGUGCUCGACCCUCCACUUCAUGGCCAGUUGCUCCAAGCGCUGCCAUCCCCCGCAACCCCCAUCUACCGCUUCCAGCUGGACGAGCUCUCCAGAGGCCUUCUCCUCUAUGCCCACGAUGGCUCAGAAAGCUCAUCUGAUGUUGCAGUCCUGCAGGCCAGUGAUGGACACUCUUUUCAGAAUAUACUGUUUCGUGUGAAGAAUGUCCCCAAGAAUGAUGAUGCUCUUCGCCUGGUGUCUAAUUCAAUGGUGUGGGUUCCAGAAGGAGGGAUGCUGCAGAUCACCAACAGAAUCUUACGGGCUGAAGCUCCAGGUGCCAGAAGUGAAGAUAUCAUCUAUAAGAUAGCACAUGGUCACCCCCAAUUUGGGGAGCUGGUCCUCUUGAUGAACAUGCCUGCAGACAGUCCGGCUGAGGAAGGUCAUCACCUGCCUGAUGGGAGGACUGCCUCCCCCACCAGCACCUUCACCCAGCAGGACAUCGAUGAAGGGAUUUUGUGGUACAGGCACUUCGGAGCCUCUGCCCAGAGUGACCCCAUCCACUUCCAGGUGUCCCGAACUACUGAUGCUAAAACCCACCUGGAAAGUCACUUGUUCAACAUUGCAAUCUUACCACAGACACCUGAGGCACCUGAACUCUCCCUGGGGACAUCUCUCCACAUGACCGCUCGUGAAGACAGCCUGACUGUCAUCCAGCCUCAUUCCCUGUCCUUUGUGAACACUGAGAGGCCCAGUGGAAAGAUUAUAUAUAACAUCACCCGGCCUCUGCAUCCAAAUCAAGGUAUCAUCGAACACAGGGAUCAGCCUCGCACAUCCAUCCGCUAUUUCACCCAGGACGACAUUAACCAGGGCAAAGUCAUGUACCGCCCUCCUGCUGCAGCUCCCCACCUCCAGGAGAUCAUGGCUUUCUCCUUCGCAGGUCUUCCAGAAUCGGUGAGAUUUUACUUCACAGUUUCUGACGGGCAGCACACAAGUCCAGAGAUGGCCCUCAACAUUCACUUACUUCACUCUGAUCGACAGCCACCAACAUUUCAGAUCACAGCUCCGCAGCUGGAGGUCAGCCCAGGGGGCCGCACGUUUGUAGGUCUGCAGGUGGAAGUCCAGGAUACCCAGACAGUCCCUGACGAGCUCUUCUUUGAGCUCCAGAAGCCUCCACAGCAUGGAGUCCUCGUUAAGUACACUGAGGAGACCCAGCGGCCCAUGGCUGCAGGUGACACUUUCACAUAUGAGGAUAUUGAGAAAAAUGCUCUGCAGUAUAUACACGAUGGUUCCUCUGCUCGUGAAGACAGCAUGGAGAUCUCCAUUACAGAUGGCAUGACAAUGACAGUGUCAGAAGUGAAAGUGGAGGUGUCCCUGUCAGAGGACCAAGGGCCUCGACUGGCCCCUGGCUCCCCUCUGAGCCUGACUGUUGCUAGUCAAACCACCACCAUUAUCACCAGGUCCCACCUUGCUUACGUGGAUGAUUCUUCCCCUGACCCAGAGAUCUGGAUUCGGUUAAGUUCUCUGCCUAUGUAUGGUGCUCUCUUAAGAACCUCGGGAUCCGAGGUAGAGGAACUCUCCGAAACUUCCAAUUUCACAAUGGAGGACAUCAAUAGCAAGAACAUUAGAUUCUCAACUGUGGUUGACACAGAGGGUCAUCUGCUUACAGAUAGCUUCCAUUUCUCUGUCAUUGACAUGGACCACAACCGACUGGACAAUCAGAUAUUCACCAUCACAAUCUCUCCUGUCAAGGAACCACCUCCAGUCAUUGCUUUUGCUGACCUUAUCACGGUGGAUGAGGGAGGGAGAGCCCCACUCUCAUUUCAUCAUUUCUUUGCUACUGAGGAUCAUGACAACCUCCAGGGAGAUGCCAUCAUUAAACUCAGUUCCCUGCCCAAAUACGGCUGCAUUGAGAACACAGGAACAGGGGAUCGCUUUGGACCAGGAGCCAGCAGUGACCUAGAGGCAUCAUUCCUAAUUCAAGACGUUCUGGAAAACUACAUUUACUACUUUCAGAGUGUUCAUGAAAGCAUCGAGCCAACCCAUGAUAUCUUUAGCUUUUAUGUGAGUGAUGGAACCAGCCGUUCAGAAGUUCACACUGUCAACAUCACCAUUGAGAGGAAAAACGAUGAACCUCCCAGGAUGACGUUGCGGCCCCUUGGAGUGCGGCAGAGCUCAGGAGUGACCUUGAGCAACUCUUCUUUGAGCCUACAGGAUCUGGACACCCCAGAUAAUGAGCUUAUUUUUGUAUUGACAAAGAAGCCUGAACAUGGUCAUCUCCUCCGGAGGCUUACUGCUUCUGACACUCUGGAGAACGGCACUAUUUUAGUGCAGGGCUCCUCCUUCAGCUAUCAAGAUGUCCUGGCUGGGCUAGUCGGGUACUUGCCUCACGAUCCUGGUGUGGCAGUAGAUGAGUUCUGGUUCACCCUCACUGACGGCCUCCAUGUAGACACAGGGAAGAUGGAAAUCUAUAUAGAACUGCCUACAAGUGACACUCCCCUCUUGGCUAUCAACAGAGGCCUACAGCUCUCAGCAGGGUCUGUAGCACACAUCACGAAGCAGCACUUGAAAGUGAUAGCCGCUGGCUCCGAUGACAGUCAGGUUGUGUACAUCAUAAAGGAGGAUCCUGGAGCAGGGCGCUUGCAGCUGGCUAAGCUUGACAACCGGGAGCAGAUCUCUGUUAAAGGUCCCGUCCGAAGCUUCACCCAGGCAGACCUAAGUCAAGGUCAGAUCGAAUAUAGCCAUGGAUCAGGAGAACCUGGUGGGAGCUUUGCUUUUAAAUUUGAUGUUGUUGAUGGAGAAGGAAACAAGUUAGUUGACCAGUCAUUUUCCAUCAGUGUUCUAGAAGACAAAUCCCCACCAUUCAUCAUCACCAAUAAAGGGCUGGUUUUGGACGAAAACUCAAUUAAGAAAAUCACUACCCUGCAGCUAUCGGCCACUGACCAGGAUAGUGAGCCCACAGAGCUGAUCUACAGAGUCACCGCACAGCCCCGGCUGGGCCACCUGGAACAUGCAGCGUCACCAGGUAUCCAGAUUAGUUCCUUUACUCAAGCUGACCUGACUUCACGAAAUGUUCAAUACGUCCAUUCUAGUAGGACCGAGCAGCACUCGGAUGCCUUCAGCUUUGUGUUGUCUGAUGGAGCCCAUGAGGUGACGCAGACCUUCCACAUCACUCUUCACCCUGUGGAUGAUUCCCUGCCCAUCGUGCAGAACAGGGGCAUGCGGGUGCAGGAGGGCGUGAGGAAGACCAUUACAGAGUUUGAGCUCAAGGCAACAGAUGCGGACACAGAGGCCGACUCUAUCACGUUCACCAUAGUACAGCCUCCACGCCAUGGCACCAUUGAGAGAACCACCAGGGGACAGCAUUUCCACCCCACCUCUACCUUCACCAUGGAAGACAUCUACCAGAACAGGGUCAGUUACAGCCAUGAUGGAAGCAACUCUCUCAAAGACAGGUUCACCCUCACAGUUUCUGAUGGGACCAACCCCUUCUUCAUCAUUGAGGAGGGAGGAAAAGAGAUUACCACGGCAGCACCUCAGCAGUUUCGAGUGGACAUCCUGCCAGUUGACGAUGGCACUCCUAGAAUUGUCACCAACCUGGGGCUCCAGUGGCUGGAGUAUAUGGAUGGCAAGGCAACCAAUCUGAUCACCAAGAAGGAACUGCUGACCAUGGACCCAGACACUGAGGACCCACAGCUUGUCUAUGAAAUCACAGCGGGCCCCAAGCAUGGCUUUGUGGAGAACAAGCUGCGGCCUGGCAGAGCUGCUGUCUCAUUUACCCAGGAGGAUGUGAAUUUGGGGUUGAUUCGUUAUGUGUUGCAUGAGGAGAAGAUCCAGGAACUGAUGGAUAGUUUUCAGUUUCUGGUGAAAGACAGUAAACCCAAUGAGGUCAGUGACAAUGUCUUCCAUAUCCAGUGGUCCCUCAUCAGCUUUAAAUAUGCCAGCUACAAUGUCAGUGAGAAGGCAGGAUCUGUCAGUGUCACUGUGCAGAGAACUGGGAACCUGAACCAGUAUGCCAUUGUCUUGUGUCACACUGAACAAGGCACAGCCAGCUCUACCUCCAUGGUGAGCUCCCAGCCCGGACAACAGGACUAUGUGGAGUAUGCAGGCCAGGUGCAGUUUGAUGAGCGAGAGGAUACGAAGUCUUGCACUAUUGUUAUCAAUGACGAUGACUUGUUUGAGAAUGUUGAGAGCUUCACUGUGCAGCUCAGCAUGCCAGCAUAUGCACUGUUAGGGGAGUUCACCCAGGCGAAAGUCAUCAUCAAUGACACUGAAGAUGAACCUACACUAGAGUUCAAUAAGCUGGUCUACCGGGUCAACGAGAGCGCUGGUUUUCUGUUUGCACCUAUUGAAAGAAAAGGAGAUUCAAGCAGCAUUGUAUCUGCCAUUUGCUAUACAGUUCCCAAGUCAGCUAUGGGAAGUAGCCUGUAUGCUCUAGAAUCAGGCUCUGACUUUAAAUCCAGAGGGAGGUCUGCUGAGAGUCGUGUGAUAUUUGGACCCAGUGUCACUAUUUCCACGUGUGAUGUCAUGCUCAUUGAUGACAGUGAGUAUGAAGCGGAAGAGGAGUUUGAGAUUGUCCUGACUGAUGCUUCUGACAAUGCUCGCAUUGGAAGGGUGGCGGUGGCCAAGGUGCUCAUCAGUGGUCCCAAUGAUGCCUCCACAGUUUCUCUGGGAAACACAGCUUUCACUGUCAGUGAGGAUGCAGGUACAGUGAAGAUCCCAGUUAUACGCCAUGGCACUGACCUCUCUACUUUCACAUCUGUCUGGUGUGCAACACGGCCCUCAGAUCCAGCUUCUGCCACUCCAGGAGUUGAUUAUGUCCCUAGCUCAAGGAAGGUGGAGUUUGGGCCAGGUGUCACAGAACAGUAUUGCACCUUGACUAUCUUGGAUGAUGCCCAAUAUCCAGUAAUUGAAGGACUGGAGACAUUUGUGGUUUUCCUCAGCUCAGCACAAGGGGCCGAACUGACCAAACCCUUUCAGGCCAUCAUUGCAAUUAAUGACACAUUCCAAGAUGUUCCCAGCAUGCAGUUUGCCAAGGAUUUGAUCCUAGUGAAGGAGAAGGAGGGUGUCCUGCACGUUCCCAUCGUCCGGAGUGGAGACCUGAGCUAUGAGUCAUCUGUGAGGUGCUACACUCAGAGCCAUUCAGCUCGGGUCAUGGAAGACUUUGAGGAGAGAAGAAAUGCAGACUCUUCACGGAUUACAUUUCUGAAAGGGGAGAAGGUAAAGAACUGCACUGUCUAUAUCCAUGAUGACUCCAUGUUUGAGCCUGAGGAGCAGUUCAGGGUCUUCCUUGGCCAUCCUCUUGGAAACCACUGGAGUGGAGCCAGAGUUGGGAAGAACAGCAUGGCCACCAUCACCAUAUCCAAUGAUGAAGAUGCCCCUACCAUUGAGUUUGAAGAAGCUGCGUACCAAGUCCGGGAACCAGCAGGAUCUGAUGCCAUUGCGGUUCUGAGCAUCAAGGUGAUCCGCAGAGGAGAUCAGAAUAGAACCUCCAAGAUUCGUUGCAGCACACGGGAUGGGUCUGCACAGUCUGGUGUGGACUAUUACCCAAAGAGCCGAGUCCUCAAAUUCAGUCCUGGUGUGGAUCAUAUCUUUUUUAAAGUUGAGAUCCUGUCCAAUGAAGACCGGGAAUGGCAUGAAUCUUUCUCUCUAGUCCUUGGCCCAGAUGACCCAGUGGAAGCAGUUCUUGGGGACGUGACCACCGCCACAGUGACGAUUCUAGACCAGGAGGCAGCAGGAAGUCUUAUAUUGCCUGCACCACCCAUUGUGGUCACACUGGCUGACUAUGACCAUGUAGAAGAGGUUACCAAGGAAGGGGUCAAGAAAGCCCCAUCUCCAGGCUACCCUCUGGUGUGUGUCACCCCCUGUGACCCUCACUUCCCUAGAUACACCAUCAUGAAGGAACGCUGCCACGAGGCUGGCAUUAACCAGACAUCUGUGCAGUUCAGCUGGGAAGUGGCUGCCCCCACUGAUGGCAAUGGGGCUCGGUCUCCCUUUGAGACCAUCACUGACAACACCCCAUUCACCAGUGUCAACCACAUGGUCCUAGACAGCAUUUACUUCAGCCGGAGGUUCCAUGUGCGUUGUGUGGCAAAGGCUGUGGACAAGGUGGGCCAUGUGGGGACCCCCUUAAGGAGCAACAUUGUUACCAUUGGAACAGACAGUGCUAUCUGCCACACCCCAGUUGUGGCUGGGACAGCUAGAGGCUUCCAGGCUCAGUCCUUCAUCGCAACCUUGAAAUACCUGGACGUCAAACACAAGGAGCAUCCAAACAGAAUCCACAUUUCGGUGCAGAUCCCACACCAGGACGGAAUGCUGCCUCUCAUUUCCACGAUGCCACUGCACAACCUGCAUUUCCUGUUAUCUGAGUCCAUCUAUAGACACCAGCAUGUCUGCUCCAAUUUAGUCACCACCCACGAUCUGAGAGGCAUCUCAGAGGCAGGGUUCCUGGAAGAUGCCGGGUACCACAGCACCGCCCUGGGGCCCGGCUACGACCGCCCCUUCCAGUUUGACCCGAGCGUGCGGGAGCCCAAGACCAUCCAGCUCUACCGACACCUGAACCUCAAGAGCUGCGUGUGGACCUUUGACGCCUACUACGACCUGACGGAGCUCAUCGACGUCUGCGGGGGCUCUGUGACCGCGGACUUCCAGGUGAGAGAUUCUGCUCAGUCAUUCUUGACAGUGCACGUGCCUCUCUAUGUGUCCUACAUCUAUGUGACAGCCCCUAGGGGCUGGGCCUCCUUGGAGCACCACACUGAGAUGGAGUUUUCCUUCUUCUAUGACACAGUUCUUUGGAGAACAGGAAUCCAAACCGACAGCGUCCUCUCUGCAAGGCUUCAGAUCAUAAGAAUCUAUAUUCGAGAGGAUGGCCGUCUCGUCAUCGAAUUCAAGACUCAUGCCAAAUUCAGAGGACAGUUUGUGAUGGAACAUCACACACUACCAGAUGUGAAGUCUUUCAUAUUGACUCCAGACCACCUAGGAGGAAUUGAAUUUGACCUCCAGCUCCUAUGGAGUGCUCAGACAUUCGAUUCUCCAUACCAACUCUGGAGAGCCACAAGCUCAUACAACAGGAAGGACUACUCGGGAGAAUACACCAUCUACCUGAUUCCUUGCACCGUGCAGCCCACACAGCCAUGGGUGGACCCAGGAGAGAAGCCUAUAGCCUGCACUGCACAUGCCCCAGAAAGGUUCCUGAUACCCAUUGCCUUCCAGCAGACCAACCGCCCCGUGCCUGUCGUGUACUCACUCAAUACUGAGUUUCAGCUCUGCAAUAAUGAGAAGGUGUUCCUGAUGGAUCCCAACACCUCUGAUAUGUCACUGGCAGAAAUGGAUUACAAAGGAGCCUUUUCAAAAGGUCAAAUUCUUUAUGGCCGAGUCCUUUGGAAUCCAGAACAAAACCUCAAUUCUGCUUACAAACUCCAGCUGGAGAAGGUCUAUCUUUGUACUGGCAAGGAUGGCUAUGUGCCUUUCUUUGAUCCUACGGGGACCAUCUACAAUGAAGGGCCACAGUAUGGUUGCAUUCAGCCAAACAAACACCUGAAGCACAGAUUCCUGCUAUUGGACCGCAGCCAGCCAGAGGUCACUGAUAAGUUCUUCCACGAUGUGCCUUUCGAGGCCCACUUUGCUUCUGAGUUGCCUGAUUUCCAAGUGGUCAGUAGCAUGCCAGGUGUGGACGGAUUUACUCUGAAAGUAGAUGCUCUCUAUAAGGUGGAAGCAGGACACCAGUGGUAUCUCCAGGUGAUCUACAUCAUUGGCCCAGAUACCAUGUCAGGGCCCCGGGUCCAGCGCUCUCUCACAGCCUCUCUAAGACGCCAUCGGAGGGACCUGGUGGACCCCAGUGGCUGGCUGAAUCUUGAUGAUUCCCUCAUCUAUGACAAUGAAGGGGACCAAGUCAAGAAUGGUACCAAUAUGAAAUCCCUUAAUCUGGAGAUACAAGAGCCCAUUAUAGCUGCUUCCCUGUCCCAAACAGGGGCAUCAAUUGGCAGUGCUCUGGCUGCUAUUAUGCUUCUACUCCUGGUGUUUCUCGUGGCUUGUUUCAUUACCAGGAAAUGCCAGAAACAGAGGAAGAAACAACCCACAGAGGACACUUUGGAGGAAUACCCUCUGAAUACCAAGGUGGACGUAGCCAAGAGGAACCCAGACAGGGUAGAGAAGAACGUGAACAGACAGUACUGCACUGUGCGCAAUGUCAACAUUCUGAGCGACAGGGAGGGGUCUUACACAUUCAAAGGUGCUAAAGUAAAAAAGUUGAAUCUGGAAGUCAGAGUCCACAACAACUUACAGGAUGGAACAGAAGUUUAACAAGGAGACAGACCCAUGUGUAUUUUUUUUUCUAAAAUCAUUUUUAUAAAACGUGGAGAAAUACUGGUAUUUUUAUAAUCUUGCAGAUUAAAAAAGAAAGGGAAAACCAUAGCUUUGAGUGGCGGACAACACACAUCACAUACAUCAACUCACAACUGAGCUACCUCAUGAAACAAAGAACUGCUGAGACCCCCAGAGUCCUGGAGUAGAAUUGGUCCCUGUAACAGUCUCAGUGGCCACACAGGACUCCUCUGUAAGGCUGAUUGCAGAAAACAGGGGCUUUAGUAUCAGGAUUGGUGCUGGACAGGUAGCUUAGCUAUGAGUUUGGAGGCCUGGGAGUUGACAAUGGCAGAUCUCUGGGGAUGUGAGAGGGGUGCAGGGCCUUUGACUUCCUCCCCCACCCUGGUUUUCUCCUUCAUGGCCUUUUCUUAGACUUCUAGACAGCAGAAUCCAAAUUGCUGACACUCAGAUUCCAUUAAAAAUUCUUCUAAUCAGCACAGUUUAGACAAUUGUGCAUUGUUUUCACUUGAUGGAUGUGUGCCCUGACCUCUAAAUACACUUAGCUUUUCUACAGCAUUUUCAUAUACAGGUCUUAGUGUGCAUUGCAUUAGGGUACUUCUCUAUGGGUAUUUACCUAGGGGGAGGCCAGAAGCCCAUACAGAGGAGGAGUCUGGCCCUGAGGAAGGAUGCUGCAGAGUACCACAGUCUUUGUAUGCCAGAGAUGCCCUUUGAAAGUCAUCCACACUUCCCUGCUAUCUAUCUGAGGCUUUGCUCUGUCCAGUAAUACAAGCCAAUGUGCUAGCUAUGAGUGAGUUUUUAACUUAGUUAGUAUUGCAGAAAGGUGACUCAUUUAAAGAAAACAAAUUAUUAGAGGAUGGAGUGAAACCAGACUUAACAGGAGGAUGCUGGUCCUCCUUGCUGUGUGUCACACAGCAGAUGGAGGCACAGUCUUUGAUGCAGUAUUUCAGGGAUUGCACUUUGGGGGUUCUUUUCUGGUAGCUCAGGCUCUUAUUUUUACCAUAUCAGCACAUGACAAGGCCAUAAACACAUGGCUUUAAAAUAAUUUAGUGUUCAAAUAAUCAGCUUAAAUAUUGUGUGUGUGGCACGCACACGACUUGCCUUUGUUUCUGCCCUAUAGGCAAAACCAUAAGCAUGCACAUAUGUUUUUCAUUGGAGGAACAGUUCUGUUGCUCAGGAGAAACGGUGUCCUCCUCAUGCAUGGCACUCCCUAGCACUGAGAAAAUAACAGAGCAUCCACAUCAUGUAAUAUUUGUAUUAGAAUGGCCCAACUCUUUAAGAACAUUCCAAGCUGGCACUGAAAGGUUAGAAUGAAUAAACCAUGAAAAGUUGCAGGUGACUCUACAGACUUCAAAUUUGAGAGCAGGACCUGUGUGAGCCACACCCUUCCUUCUUCAAUAGUGCCUUGCACAUGAUAAGCACUCCAGAAGUGUUUACUGAGUAAAUGAAUGAACGGUGUGAUGGGUGCAUGGCAGAGGAGUAAUUUGGGAAGAGGAGAUGAGGAAGUAUAGUGGCAAUAUCACAGAAGAGUCCUCUGUUUUAUUGGCUUACUAAAUAGUCCUGCAACUAGGACAAUACCCCAUAACUUUAGGCAGUCCUGAUUGUCAGUGGUCCUCUGGAAGCAGGAAUAGAAAGAUUAUAGGAAUGAAUGGGCAGGAGGCGACACUGGGAGUCAGCAUGCAAAACCAAAAUGGGAGAUUUAGAGGGGAGAGAUUUUGCAUUCUGAGAGGAGUGCAAUGUUUUCAGAGGGAGGAUAGGGUGAGCCAAGAAACUCCUGGCAGAUGCUUCCUACCAACUUGUAUGAUUCUGGGCAGAGCUGCUGUUAUAGCCCUGGGACACCUGGAGCUGAUGAGGCAGGGAUUGGAUCUUCUCCAGAAUCACCUAAAGUGUGAAUGCUAAUUCUGCAAGAACGUGGAGCCAAUCAUCUGCAGGGAAACUUUCAACUUGGCCUAUUAUUUGCCACUUUACCUAUGGCCAGCAUGUUCACACAUUAGAGCAGCCAUUUUUUAUUUGCUCUAGUGUGAGGAGUUAAUACAAGUGGUGGAAUGAACCUGGCGUGGGGAGAGAAGCAACCAAGGGGUCUGCAUAUGAGGACCCGGAGAUGGAGAACUUCAUGGGAAAGCACUGGUAAUAUUCCUGCCUCCCCACUGCAGACAUUUCCUUGAAAGUGAAUACUUCUCUAGUGGAUGGACACUUCUUAAAUUGAAGUGUUAAGAGAUGUGGAGUUGACAUUUGCCAGUUUGAUGCAGAAAUGUUCAUUUCACUUACAAUUUCUACUAGGUCUUUGAGAUCAGAUUGACGACUAAUGUGGAUUCUAUCUCAGUGGAAACUCUGCUUUCAACUUCUCUUACUUGUUCACUAUUGCCUUGUGUGUGUGUGUUACUAACCUUUUAUACCACACCUUCAGGUGAGGAGGAACAAAACCCCCUCAGGAGUUGUGACUUGCUCUCUUAUGCUGGCUGUGCAGGUUAAAAGAAAUAAUGGUCUGCACCAUUUUUCCACCUCACUGCCCUUUUAUUGUGCCCAGGCUUCCUGCAGUUUCCCAUUGUUGGUUGGGAAAUCAUGUGGGAAAGUUGUUUGCACAGUCUUGAUACUCACGUUCAGUCUCCUGUAGGGAUUUAUGACUCUAGGUACUACACACCUGCUCAGACUGAGAAACAUAUCUGUGGUGCUGUCAACCUUUUGAGUUCCUGACCCUCAAAUGAUGUUUGUAUUUCCAAUAUGAACUUGUGUGUGAUCAGUUUCUGAUUUCUCCAAUGGCUUAUGCCACUAUAUAAAUUUGUAUUAAUAAUAAAUGGCAGAUGGGUUGUCUUU